Petromyzon marinus (sea lamprey) is the source of this 3083-nucleotide messenger RNA. Lineage: Eukaryota; Metazoa; Chordata; Hyperoartia; Petromyzontiformes; Petromyzontidae. The record is from RefSeq and is a predicted model, not a curated record.
UUCAUUUAAUUUUCAUUAUUUUCAUCAAUUUUCAUAACACCUAUAUAUACAACAUAUUGGGCGCGUCGUCCGGGAUCUCUCGCAGACAGUUUAUGCUUGAAUUAAGGAACAAAUCACUGUUGUAUUAACCAAGGUUUUAUGAUCUAACGUUACCCUGUGACUGUAACGGGUGUAAAGCAAACAAAAAAACGCACUCUGAAGGGAAAUUCCAGAGUAGCAGGGUAUAACAAAGACAAUUGAAGUAAGAUUAUUUGCUCGAGUCAAACUGACCACAUCCUGUGAUACAAGUGUUUUUAUACGUGCUCUGAAGGGAAUACCAGAGUCACAUGAGUCGAACUGAUGCAUUCUGGAUACAACUGUUUUGAUAUGCACUCUGAAGUGAAAUUCCAGAGAUGCUCGUAUUAAGAGUAAUUUUUGAGUGGAUUGCGGGAUAUUGGGAACUUGUACCAAAAAGGUCAGGCCGAUCUGCUACAGAGCAAACAAAUCAGGGAGACACAUGGAAGGUGAGCUGUAUUGAUGACAUUGGGACACUGCUUAAGAACUGGAUAAAAUGGGAGAAAAGCGAACACGAUGUAAAAACAUCAGGAAUAGCUACGCUGAACUCAGACCCUCUCGCACAGACAGACAAACAGAGAUUAUGGGAUGAGGAAAAUUUCGGAAAAGAAACAGGUGGGACUGAUAACCCCGAAGUCAGAGUGAGACAGAAUAUUAAAACUAAAUCACCAGGAGAUUAUGUACUAAUAACGCGAGAAAGGGCGGAGCCGAAGCUCCGAGGCAACUCUCCAGGAAAACGCACACCACGCACAGACGGCCGACACAAACAUCGCGACAGGCACGACGCACCAGACAAAAAUAAAUCAAACACCCCACAAAAACCACCUAAGUAUGAGCCAUGGGGAAAACAGGAGUCACCGGGCAAAGUUGACCCACGUUACAGGCGCAAAAUACACUACAAAAAUCAUGUUAAGCAACGCCACCGUGAUGUUAAUGACUCAUCCGAAUCUGACUCGGAUGACGAUGAUCAACUUUCCGAAUACUCGUUCAGUAGUAACACUCUGAACUUGAUGGACAAAGCUCUCGUCAGAAUUCCCUAUUUUGAUCCACACAAUAAGAACAGGGACAUUCACACUCACAUCGCAACGGUAGAAGCAGAAGCAAUGAUCAGGGGUCUGAGGAAAACGGAUGAAAAAGCGAGUUUGCUGAAACGCAGCUUGCAUGGACAGUCCAUAUCAUGGGUAAAGUCGCUACCAUACGAGGUUCGGAACGAUUUUAAAAAGCUGAGCCUGGCAGUGAUUCGGAAGUUUGGAGAAUAUUUAACACUGUCUGAGGGAUUUAACGCUGCAAAAUCUAUGACCCAGUGUGCAGACGAGGAUCCUCGGGAUUACCUCAUGCGAUUUAAAAGAGCGUACUAUGCGGGCGAUGUGGAUCAGUAUCACGAAGGUGACAAAAGGUUCAAAAUUAUGUUUUUUGGAUCUUUGAGUCCGGAGAUUACAGAAAUUGUGGGAAUGGUCUUGAAUCCAGAGACAGCCUCCUUAGACCACAUAGUGGAUCGGGCACACAUGGCUUGGCUGUACCGGGCUAAAAACAAUGAUUUCACAGCACACAGUGAACGGGACAAGGCAACCAGCCUAUCAGACGAAAAUAAAAAACAUGUGAGGCAUUUGAUGCACGCAGGCCCACAGUGCAGGAAACAAAAAGCACCCACGGAUUACCAACAUAAUUACAUACACGGGUGGUCAAAUAACAAUUACACGAGACAAUGGCACGCAGACCAGGAGCGAUCGCAGCAUGCAGGGACGCGUAUUUGCGAGAAUCGCAACGUGUGGAGACCACGAGCAAAGUCAGACCAGUGCUCAAUUCCACGGCACACAGACCGAGAGCGUUCGCAGCGUGCAGAGACGCGUAUUUGCGACAAUCGCCACGGGUGGAAGCAAAGAGCAGGACCAUAUCUUCACCCAAUGCAGCGGCACACAGCCGGCCAAAAUUACCCACACAGAUGUCGAGAUAACAAUUACGGUCGACAGUGGCACAUAGAGAAUGGGCGGCCACGACACACAAAGACACAUAAUCGCGAGAAUCACGGCGUAUAUAGGCCAAGAGCAGAAUCACGCCGAUUCCCCAUUCCACGAUACACAAGGGGCACACAUGGCUUGGCUGUAACAAAGAGGGUGACAUGGGCACGUGAUAAAUCGCUCACACUGGUUGAGAGGAAAAUGACAGGGAAAGAGGUGUCCGCUGAUCUGAAAAAAAAAUCACAGCCCUUGGAAAAAAUCAAGCAGGCUGGAGGUUACAAACAGAACCAGGAGGGGAACCAUGAUUGUGGAAAACUAAAUGCGCCAUGCACACGCUUUGAUGUGGUGGGGAACGCGAGAGUCGCUCCCGUGGUGAACACACCUAUUGAACAAGGAAAAUUAACCAUGAAGCGUGAUCUAACAGGAAAUGAUAACCAACAGGAUCGGGAGGAGAAACAUGCUUGUUUGGUAAAUGGAAACGCGAUCAAUUGUGUCGCAAAAUUGCGUGAGAGUACAGUAAAAGUGCCAGGGAAACGCGUUACGGAGACAAAAAUCCAUGAUGGAUUGGGGAAUGUGUGGAAAUCCAGCACACGCAAAAACAUGGAAUCGAAUCGAGGCACGGAAUCGGAUCGUGGUACGGAGUCAGCAAAUCUGCACAUGGCUGCGGAGAAGGCAAAUGACCCCAACAGUCGAGCACGGAAACUCGUGUUGUGUACUAAUCCUGGUGGCGCUCGACAUGGCUUCACGCCACAUAAACCCACAGGGAAGGCGAGGGAUAAAAAAAAUUACCGAUACGAACCAAGGAACCGUGCUCAUUUGGCUAAAGCCAUACCGACGAUGAACCAAAACGACGAUGUGAUGAUGUUGCAUGGAAAGGUCACAGGUUACUCGAAAAUACCUGGUCAUGAGAAAAAUUAUUCUGUACUUUUGACCAAACGUGGCAGUAAGGUUGCCAAUAACUUGGUAAACAUUAAACAAAGAGAUGCCAGGAGGGAAACGGUGUACCACCGGGCUCGAAACCGCUAUCCAGUGUUUCCCAGGAACUGAAACAAAAAUCAAAGCAAUAAUUGA